Messenger RNA from Protopterus annectens (West African lungfish), 3423 nucleotides. RefSeq names its product p53-induced death domain protein 1 (gene PIDD1). Gene Ontology annotation, molecular function: protein binding. Gene Ontology annotation, biological process: signal transduction; apoptotic process; DNA damage response. Lineage: Eukaryota; Metazoa; Chordata; Ceratodontiformes; Protopteridae. The coding region runs from base 89 to 2734 and encodes 881 amino acids. The record is from RefSeq and is a predicted model, not a curated record. The transcript has 15 exons.
CUGUGUAGCAGCACGGCUUGUAUAAACUCAUCUAUUGGGCAAGUUAGAACAUGCAUAUGAUGUCACAGCAGUGCAGAGAUGGUAGAAGAUGGCAGAGCAACUGCUGGUUGGAGAACCUGACACAGGUUCUGCUACUGACACCUUCAUGGCAGGCAACCGUCUCAAUCUAGAUGUGUACCCACAGGGCUGCAGCCUUUUCACUGGGCUGAUUAAGAAAUGGCAAAAAGACCUGCUGCAGGUGGAGUUUCUAAGACUGAACUGUAAUGAAGAAGACAUCUUUUCUGCAGUAACCCUUGUUCCAGCACUGCAAAGUUUGAAGUCAGUCGUACUAAAAGGUGGCCAUGUUAGGGAUAGACUUGGAAUUUGUCAGCGAGGCUUCUUAUGUAGCUUGCCAGAAAGCUUUGGACAACUUAAGCAACUUUCCCACCUAGACCUGAGCUUUAAUAGUUUCUCUGCUUUGCCAGAAUGUAUCACUGAACUUUGUAACCUCUCUGCUCUGCUGUUGUGCCAUAAUCAGCUGUCUUCAUUACCAGAAAGUAUCAACCGACUAAGUAAGUUGACCUUCCUCUCGGUUAUGAAGAAUGAUCUCCAGGAACUGCCAAGGAGCAUUGGUGAGCUCAGGGUGCUUCAUAAAUUAGAUGUUUCUGAAAAUGUACUUCAGACUGUUCCUGAUGAAAUUGGAAAUCUUGUCAGCUGCACUGAGUUAGACCUCUCAGGGAACGUACUCCAAAAAGUGCCCGAGUCUGUCGCUAAUUUAGUUUCACUGCUGGAGCUUCAUCUUCAGUGCAAUUGCUUAGUGACGAUUCCAGCUGGUAUUGCCAGUCUCCCUAACUUGACUAAACUUGAACUACAAAACAACAGCUUGCGUUUCAUUCCCCCUGAGAUCCUGAAUUUACCCUUUGUGAAUUUAAAAGGCAACCCCAUUGGGAAAACAGAAACCUCAGAACAACAAGAUGAAGUUGCUGUUGGAGAGCUGCAGUGUUUUUAUUUGACAUCUGAUAACUGCAGCUUCACUGUGACUGUUGAAGGCUGCAAAAUCUUUCUGCCUUGUGGAAUUCGGCUGCAUUUCCCUCGAGAAGCAGUUGGCAUAACAACAGACAUCCAUUGCAGGCUGCUUGGGGCUGAUCCAAAGUGGGUGAAGCUGACGCACCAUGAUAUUGUAUUGAGUGAUGUCCUUGAACUGCAGCCUCAUGGAACUGAAUUUCAGCAGGAGGUGUAUAUUUGGAUACCCUAUGUUUCAUCACGUGCCACACGCAGUAGGGAGUUGGUGGUCCGCACCUAUAAUGGACAUAGUUGGAGUGACUUGGAUACUACUGCCUUGGCAAAGCAUAAGCGGAGGUGCAUGGUGUGCUGCAGGGUUUUCCAUUUCUCCUGGUUUCUUGUGGUUUCUCGUAUCGUGGAAGACCAGUGUACAGUUCCUCAGGAGGGAACACUACUCUUCUCCUCUGUGAUUCCUGACAUCAAAGUGACUUUCCCACCUGGAGCUACAGAUGAAACUCGCAGUGUGAAAAUGCAGGUGUUGCCAAUCUCUGCACAAGAGCUGUGUGAGAUCACUGAGGAUCAGGAUUCCAUAGUUAGCCCACUUGUGUGCCUGUCACAAAACACUAAUACGGAUUUCCUUAAACCUGUCAAAAUUCAGCUACCUCUACCACCUGGGGUCACAGGCCUAAAUGUAGACCGCAGCCGAUUGCAUCUUCUCCAUGGAGAUCAGCAAGCUCAAACAUGGACCGAUAUCACCAGCCAGGUGGUACUAGAACUUACACAUCUGUUUGUAUUGUUUGAAGUCAAUCACUUCUCUUGGUACUGGCUCUGGUACACUACCAAGACAUAUGUUGGUGGCAUUGCGAAAAAGGUAUAUGAAAGGCUGAGAAUGUAUCAGGUUAAUUUUAUCGCCCUGCAGAGGAAGAAAGACCCAGAGCAAGUCCUCCUGCAGUGUACUCCUAAACACAAGGUAGAAUCUGUCUUGAAAAAGCUACAUGAUCGGUAUCAUGGACCAGAACCUUCAGAUUUUAUUGGAAUGUUUGAGGGAGAACAGUUUUUUGCAGCCUUUGAAAAGGGAAUUGAGAUUGAUUCAGAUCGUCCUGACUGUGUGGCUGGAAGACUUGUCUUUGUGUUUUAUUCUCAUUUAAAGAAUGUUAAAGAAGUUUAUGUGACAUCUGCAGUUAACAGACAAGAGCAAGCAGUUAAAGGACAGGUUUCCUUUUAUAGAGGAGCUAUUCCUGAAGGUGUACCUGAAGAUGCUGUUAAAAGGAGGAAGGGUCCAGAUUCUCAGUGGAUGGCCACACUGCUUCUUAAAUUGCCAAAACUGAAAUCCCGGUCACAUAAUCCUCAGAGUCCUUCGUACCCACCCUUAAACUUGGGGAAUGCUGAGACUGGUUAUUUGACAGAAGCCAACCUCCUCAGUAUUGCCAGAAGGAUUGGAACAGAAUGGAGAGAAAUUGGGAUGAAUUUGGGCCUAUCAUAUGAACACCUGGAAAGGAUAGGAUACAAUAACAGGGAAGACCUGGAUAGACAGAUUCUGGAAAUGCUCUUUUCCUGGGCUCGGAAGAACAUGGAUGCACCUGACAGUGUAAAGAGACUGAUUGAGGCCAUGCAAGAUAGUGGGAGACAAGAUAUUGCUGAUGAAAUUGAGUCCAUCAUUGAUCUGGGUAAACAGAAGUACCAGGACUCUAUCCGACGAGUGGGACUAGAUCAGGGGAGCAGCACAGAAGACUCUGCCAUUGUUGUAACAUAAUAGAAAGGAAACUAAUUAAGCAAGGCCUUUGCUCAUUUGAUUUGCACAUGGAACUGUGGAAGGAAUUUGUCCAGCAGGUGGUACGGGACAGGAAGGAACUGCACUGAGUAUGCUGCUGUUACCAUGAUACAUUGGGAGCCUGCCAGAUGGUUGUCUUUCCACUAUCAUUGCACAACAGACAUGCCAUAUCCUAAGACCUCCUAAACAUAUUUGUGUUUUUUAAACAACUGAAAGUUUAGGGGCUGGCACAAUAGCACUUCUCUAUAAGGGACAUUCUUUAGCUGGUGGUCACCACUGCACUGGACCAGGAAACUGUGUCUUCUUGACAUUUAUUUUAGUUAAAACUGCAAAAAAAUGCUCUGUGAUAUCCUCUUUAAGAGACAUUCAGUACUUGAAGACUCAGUUGCACUAUCAUCUCAGUUCUGCUGAACUCAUGCAUCAUCUUGCUCAUUUGCAAAUUUCAUUUGACGUUCUUCUGAGAGGGAGAACAUUUCAUUAGGGCUACUGACUGCAGACAUGUAAAUCUUUAUGAACUGAACUGUAAUCUGUGCAUUCAUAAUCUGGAACAGUCAUCCUGAGCAGGUGGAUCUCUACAGUUUAUUCAGGUUUUAAUGGAAUCAGAGAUGAAAUCAGUUCUACUCAAAUCCAGUCUGAUAUAACCUGAGAUAAAAAAGCAUCAUGGAUUUUGA